GCCGCGGCCUUGGGCCUCGUUGUCAGCGCGUGCGCGCAGAGUGCGCGAGUCCCGAAACCCUGGCGGAGCGCAGCGCGAAUGGAGGCCUGAGGGCGGCGGGGGCGGGGCGCGCCGCGAGCGGGGGCUGUGGCCGCGGCGGGCGCCGUCUAGAGGAGGCCCGGCCGUCCGCCGCCACGCACUCGGGCGCGGUGAAACGCAGGCGGGUCAGACCGUGGGCCGCGGCGGCGAUGCAGCGACGGCGGCGCGCUCCGCCCGCGUCUCAGCCGGCCCAGGACGGCGGGCGCGGCGAGGAGGUGGAGGUGCAGUUCUCCGCCGGGCGUUUGGGCUCGCCCGCGCCUGCCGGGGCCCCCGCGCGCUCCACCGCCGAGGACGAGGAGCGGCUGGAGCGCGAGCACUUCUGGAAGGUCAUCAACGCGUUCCGCUACUACGGCACCAGUAUGCAUGAACGAGUGAACCGAACAGAAAGACAGUUUCGAUCACUUCCAGAUAACCAGCAGAAACUGCUUCCUCAGUUUCCUCUUCACUUGGACAAGAUCCGGAAAUGCAUUGACCAUAAUCAGGAGAUACUGCUGACCAUUGUGAAUGAUUGCAUACAUAUGUUUGAAAAUAAGGAAUAUGGAGAAGAUGGCAAUGGAAAGAUUAUGCCAGCAUCUACAUUUGACAUGGAUAAGUUAAAGUCUACAUUGAAACAGUUUGUAAGAGACUGGAGUGAAACUGGGAAAACAGAAAGGGAUGCCUGCUAUAAGCCAAUCAUAAAAGAAAUUAUAAAAAACUUUCCAAAAGAGAGAUGGGAUCCUUCUAAAGUAAAUAUUCUGGUACCUGGUGCUGGACUAGGAAGAUUGGCCUGGGAAAUAGCUAUGCUAGGUUAUGCUUGUCAAGGAAAUGAAUGGAGUUUUUUUAUGCUCUUUUCUUCCAACUUUGUACUCAACAGAUGUUCUGAAAUUAACAAAUAUAAACUUUAUCCUUGGAUCCAUCAGUUUAGCAAUAAUCGGAGAUCAGCUGAUCAGAUUCGACCCAUUUUUUUCCCUGAUGUUGACCCCCACAGUCUUCCUCCAGGUUCUAACUUUUCGAUGACAGCAGGAGACUUCCAGGAGAUUUACUCAGAAUGCAAUACUUGGGACUGUAUUGCCACCUGCUUCUUCAUAGACACAGCUCACAAUGUAAUUGAUUAUAUCGAUACGAUAUGGAGAAUACUCAAGCCAGGUGGAAUUUGGAUAAACCUUGGUCCUCUACUGUACCAUUUUGAAAAUCUGGCCAAUGAACUGUCUAUAGAAUUGAGCUAUGAGGAUAUUAAAAAUGUUGUUCUUCAGUAUGGAUUCCAGCUGGAGGUGGAAAAAGAAUCUGUAUUGUCAACAUAUACUGUGAAUGAUCUCUCUAUGAUGAAAUACUACUAUGAAUGCGUUUUGUUUGUGGUCCGGAAACCACAGUAAUAGUCUUAAGUGAUAUUACCCAGAAAAAAGUUUAAUAUGAACAAAUGCUGAAAUAAACAACUCACAGUCAACUAUCAGUGACAACAGGACACAACCUCAAAUCAGUGGUGCCUUCUUAUUCCUAACAAAAUUUAGAAACUGUCUAUUUUCUUAAUAUGUAUUGCCUUUUUCAGAAAUAUACUAUACCAUGCAGAUUCAUACUGCACAAGAAAAAAAAAAUGGAGAAAAUAUCUCCCAUGCAGAUAUAUAAUAGAGGAAAUAUCUUCAAGUACUUCUUUUCUUUGAAGCCCAGAAUUGUCUUUGUUUAUGAAAAUAAACCUAAACUCCAGUCUUCAUGAAGCUGUUGCAAGUUUGCCAUAUUAAUGACUAAUAAUGCUAAAGUUCAUACUAAUCUCCUUUUUGGGUUUUACAUUGUAUGUGCUACUUUUAGAAGAGUCUAAGGAUCCUCUGACAUAUUUAGCAUCUGGAAUUGGAACUUUGUUUUCAUUGGACCUACAUAAUCUAUACUUAAAGAAUUUUGAAACCAUUCUUUCAAAAGUUUCAUUCAAAUUCGGUUGUUUUUCCCCCCCUUAACCUCAGCUGAAUUUAGAGAGGCAUCAGAUAUGUCUUCUAUGGAGUAUUUAUUCAGUUGCAUCACAGGUGAAAAUUCAAUGAAAUACAUCAACAGAGAAAUUCAGUCUUUAUCCAUGCUAAACUGAAUCUUAUAGAAACUCCUGGAUCCCUUUGAAAUGUAUAAGAUAUAAACAUUCAGAGACACAAAAAUUUUUUAUUUUUUUUAAAGCAGUGUUAAAUAACUGGAAAAGUAAGAAUACAAUCUGCCCAUCUGAAACAUUUCAAAUUAGAAAUGAGUUGUAAAGUUUGUCAGUGUAAUGUUUACAAUGAUGUCGUUUAUUAAGUAAUGUGGCUUAUAAGAGCAAGCACUUUUUUUUUUUUUUUUUUUUAGUUAAAGUGUAUUUUAGUAAAAGCUGUCAUGAUAGAAUUAACGUGAGACGUUUGAGUAUGAAAUUCAGGGAUAAGUUAAUGCCAUGGUCUGUGCCGUCAGUAUCCUAGGCAGCAGCUAUUCAUGAAAUUUCAGAUGAAUAACAGAUUUGUCCCCGAUAGAGUUGGAGUUUAAACAGUGUGUGUGCUGCUUUAAUUUUCUACCUCUAGGGAGGCCUGUUUGGGAGGGAGUUUUCCUUGUUGCUGUUAAUUUUAACAAUGGUUAUUCCGUUUCCAUUAGCUAGGAAAGCAAAGAUGACUAAUACUUUAACUUCUACAAGAAAAGAAAGCUCUUGCUGAAUAUUUCACAGAUGGCUGUGACCUCUGACAUUUGGCUUAGAUGGAUUUAAUAUAUGUGGUGGUCAAACCGCCCUGUUGCCAUGCUUUAAUAGGAAGCCUUACUGUGCAUCUUCAGGCCUUUGUGUUGCUUAGGUUGGGGCGUCUGUAGGCUCUGCGCUUUUUGGUUGCGGGAGUUCUACACAGUGUGGGACUUUGUCUCAUCUGCCCUCCCCGAUGCAGAACAUGGCUCCAUGGAAUGAAUUUUACUAUGGCUAUGUACAUACAUAGUCUACUUACCUUUUAAAAUUAUUUCUUGCUGGGCGGUGGUAGUGCACACCUUUAA
Messenger RNA from Onychomys torridus (southern grasshopper mouse), 3030 nucleotides. RefSeq names its product carnosine N-methyltransferase 1 (gene Carnmt1). NCBI's taxonomy places the organism in Eukaryota, Metazoa, Chordata, Mammalia, Rodentia, Cricetidae. The record is from RefSeq and is a predicted model, not a curated record. The coding region runs from base 228 to 1430 and encodes 400 amino acids. Gene Ontology annotation, molecular function: S-adenosylmethionine-dependent methyltransferase activity. The transcript has 8 exons.